Molecule: messenger RNA, 847 nt
Organism: Danio rerio (zebrafish)
Lineage: Eukaryota; Metazoa; Chordata; Actinopteri; Cypriniformes; Danionidae
Gene: iqck
Product: IQ motif containing K
Source: RefSeq, marked provisional
GGAGGAGGAAGUGAGCGGAAUCUUCGAGUGUCUUGAUUUAACGCUACAUUAUUUUAAUCUAACGAGCACUCUGUGUUGUGUUGUGCACUCUGGCAGUCUUGUUUUUAAAGUGCUGGAGACCAUAUCGCCGCAUCUAAAGAGACCAGCAUGAGCGAGUCUGACUCUGUUUUCUACCCGCUCCACAUCGGAUGCUCCUCUCAAACCGAGUUUUUGGAUACGCAGCGCCUCUGCCGUCGGCUCAGCCAGUGUUAUCUGGAGGAGUGUGUGUUCCCGGUGCUGCUGCCGGCGCUGCAUGCUUUACUAGAGGAAUCACUGAAGCACCACUGCACACAGAAGAAAAGGAGGACAUUUAAUGGCUGUGACUUCCUUACAGAAUGGCUGUACAAUAAAAACCCACGUUGGACAGACAGAAUGCCGACACAAUUUGAGAACAUUCCGUUUGUCCAGAACUGGCUUUCCAAACAUCCCAGACCGCAGAUCCAGGUUCCUCCAACACCUGAGCAGGCUGCAGUGCUGAUCCAGGCGUUCUGGAGGGGAUAUAAGGUGCGGGCUCAUCCAGAGGUGCAGGAGCUGCGGCAGUGGCAGAGGGAACUGCGGGAGAAGAGCUGCGACAUCAACAAAACGGUUCAGGAUUUCUGGACGCAUCAGGAGAACAGAGUGUGGUCAGAGCUGGAUGCGCUGGUGGACGGCGCGGAUCCGCAUGUGGAGGCUGGAGUGUAUAUUGAGGUUGUGCCGCCGACGCCGCAGAACAGAGCGCUUUACACACCGACUCCAGCAGAGAAAACAGAGCUCCUGACGCCCUCCACACACACAGCGGCAUCUUAAAGGGCCAGUUCACACACAAACA